GUGAGCGUUCAUUGUACACGAGACUGUGGAAAAACAAAGUUUAUAGAAACUUGGCCAUAACACCUCCCAGAUAUUAGAAACCAUCUCGGCUAUGGAUUGUGACGUGGUCUACUUCGAAAGUGCUUGCCAGUACCAGGGACCAGAUUACGCGCAGAAUCCACCUGCCUGUAUCUACGCCAGAAAUCCGCAGUCGCCUCUCCUCAGGUCGUGUUUCGGCGAUUUAAACGAGCAUAGCGUGACGGAUUUCACCCACUGUGAAGGUCUUCCGGAUCUGAACUGCGGUCAACUUCCUCAAGCGAAUUUUGCCCAUACUGAAUACGGGGAUAACCGCGAGCUUCGGGGGUGCUACCCAUUCCCCUGGGUGAGAAAUACAAAAUCGCAUGCCGGUGCUUGGAGGGAUCAGUGGACAGGAAACAACAAUCCGAUAGAUGCGGAUGAGACCAAGAGAACCCGAACAGCCUACAGCAGAAGUCAGCUUGUGGAACUGGAGAAGGAGUUCCAUUUCAACAAGUACAUCUCCAGACCACGGCGCAUAGAACUCGCAGUGAUGUUGAACCUCACCGAGAGACACAUCAAAAUCUGGUUCCAAAACAGAAGGAUGAAGUGGAAGAAGGAAGAAGCGAAAGGGCGAGCAAAGGUAUCCGCAGACAAAGCAGCAGCUACGUUGUGCGGAAACUAUGCAGGAGAGGCCGAAGGCAGUUACUCCGGAGAUUCUUUCAAAACGACAUCAUGAUUUUCCUGAUAUUGCAAUCAAUAUCCCGAUACUGGACAUCUACCAUUGGCAUAGGAAUAAUUUUUAACACAUUCUUCUGAAUAAAAUAUCCUGAUUAUUGAUAUUGUAAGCUGGGAAAUGUGUAGCAUAUUUUAAACACAAACCAACAUAACCACACAUAUCAUUUAAAAUAUUUAAUAUAUUGCAAUAAAUAAAUGUAGUC
This is a messenger RNA of Mobula hypostoma (lesser devil ray), 935 nucleotides long. Its product is annotated as pancreas/duodenum homeobox protein 1-like. Gene Ontology annotation, biological process: type B pancreatic cell differentiation; regulation of transcription by RNA polymerase II. The record is from RefSeq and is a predicted model, not a curated record. NCBI's taxonomy places the organism in Eukaryota, Metazoa, Chordata, Chondrichthyes, Myliobatiformes, Myliobatidae. Gene Ontology annotation, molecular function: RNA polymerase II cis-regulatory region sequence-specific DNA binding; DNA-binding transcription factor activity, RNA polymerase II-specific. The coding region runs from base 92 to 733 and encodes 213 amino acids. Gene Ontology annotation, cellular component: nucleus. The transcript is spliced from 2 exons.